UGCAAAUAUAAUUGUAAUCAAGAAUAUGAACAUCGACGAAAAAUUGAGAAUGAUUUGGAAAUAUGCGAGAGAACAAAAAAAGAAAUGGAAUUAAAAUUGGAAUUAAUGAAGAAAGAACGUGACAGAGAAUCAAAUGCAAUGCAAGAGUAUGCUUGA
This is a messenger RNA of Loa loa (African eye worm), 156 nucleotides long. RefSeq lists its product as hypothetical. The record is from RefSeq and is a predicted model, not a curated record. The transcript has a single exon. The annotation marks the transcript as partial. Lineage: Eukaryota; Metazoa; Nematoda; Chromadorea; Rhabditida; Onchocercidae.